Molecule: messenger RNA, 1203 nt
Organism: Durusdinium trenchii
Lineage: Eukaryota; Dinophyceae; Suessiales; Symbiodiniaceae
Source: the annotation of a GenBank genome assembly
AUGGUGGGCUUUAUGAAGGUGGGUCCCAAGUCCUUGGAGCUUCAACUUCCCGGAUGCAUCCGGUGGCUUCAAAAGAUCAAUCCCUCUGCGGUGGUUUAUUGCCCCAUGCUGAACCAAGAUGCUGGCUAUGCAUCGCAUGUUCUUCAACUUCCAAGUGUGGCACUCCUGACCACCGCAGGCCCAGGGAGCAUGGCCUUGGCUAUGCAAUUCUUCCUGGCAGGUCAAGAUCCCAAGGAGGUCGUGGAGCAGGCACGUGCCCAUGAGCCUGUGCUACAGAGCAUCCGCCACAUCAAAGAUACCUACGGCAUUGAACUGGAUAUCUUUAGUGGCUUGGAGACCUUCGGUUACCUUCCAAUCCUGAAAAAGGCGGAUCUGGUGAUGAUGACGACCACUGAAGAUCUUCAAGACCCAGCAUCACUAGAGCUCAUGGAACGCUAUGAGAAGGACGGUGUAAGCUUCGUGGGUGUUGGACCUUUGUUGGACCAGAAGGGUGCCAGACGUGCAGCUGGACACAAAUUUGAGCACGAAGCUUCAUCCAAGCCAUCCACGCAGAAGGUUGACAUUCUCAAGCAAGUGCAUGAGGCAAAAGAGGUAGGGCGCCCGGUGAUCUUUGCAUCCAUGGGAACCGUCAUCACAGGUGACAGUGAUGAUUUUGGGUGGAAUGUGAAGCCCCAACAGUCUUCUGGACGCCAGGGCCUGACGGGAAAGCAGCUGUGCCAAUCCGCCUUCAGCGCCGUUUUUGAUGCCUUUGGCGCAGAAAAGGUUGAUGCCAAGACGCCUUUGAUCGUGCUAGCCACGGGCCCUCAGCCAGAUGCCUUGGAGAACCUCCAGAACAGCUUCAUGAAAUCCUUGUCGUUGGGAGUUCCAAUGGUGGGUUGCCCUGGGGUCGCGGAUCAGCCUGCUAAUGCUCAGAAGGCUCAAGCCAUGGGCGUGGCAUUGCAGGUUGACCGACCUGUGCCCGUUGAUGGUGAAGAAGAAGCAGCCAUGGUGCAGUACCGCAAGGACGUGACUGAGGCCUUGAGGCGGGUCUUCGAUGAACCACAAUUCCGCCAGAGGGCAACUGAGGUGAGCCAAGGCAUUAGAGAGGCCGGUGGAGUCUCACGUGCAACUGAGAUUUUGUUGGACGUGGCCCACAUGGUGAAGUCAGGCCCGAGCUUGCCCAAGUUGUUGGGUCAUCACGAUGACCUAAGGAAGUCCAUGAAA